Molecule: messenger RNA, 1684 nt
Organism: Clarias gariepinus (North African catfish)
Lineage: Eukaryota; Metazoa; Chordata; Actinopteri; Siluriformes; Clariidae
Gene: prxl2c
Product: peroxiredoxin like 2C
Exons: 6
Coding region: 295-975 (226 amino acids)
Source: RefSeq, a predicted model, not a curated record
GCGUUAUUCGGAGCCCCUUCUGCUCGACACGAUCUCCGGAGCCAUACACAAUAUCACCAAAACACAAUACCCGUUCGCGUACCACCAAUAAGUUACAAUGUGAAUAUUUUUGAGAACUGCUGAUGUGACUUGUUUAAAACAAAGCUUCGUAAAGAUUUGAAAGAAACUUUUUUUUCCGCACCACUCUUGCCCAGGAUGUGCGUCCUUCCCUGAAGAAAAUCCCCCAAAUAACACGGGCUUGGCGCUAGGCUCUGGGACACGACACUAGCGUUACACUAUACUACUGGAGGAGACAUGGCUACCAGUUUGCCAGUAACGCAGCAGAUCUGCAGCUCUGUGCCUCCGACUUCUCCAGCCACAUCUUCAGCCAUUCCCAUUUCCGAGGUAGAGGACUGCCUCAUCUACGAUCGACACGGUGUUUGUGUAACUUUUAAGAGUUUAUACCAAAACCACAAAGCUAUCAUUAUUUUUGUAAGGAAUUUUUUGUGCUACACAUGUCAGGAAUAUGUUGAAGACCUGAGCAAAAUACCACAGGAAAUGUUGUUGGAUGCUCAUGUCCGACUUAUUGUCAUUGGGCAGUCCAGCUAUCUCCAUAUAGAGGCAUUCUGCUCACUGACAGGCUAUCAACAUGAAAUUUAUGUUGAUCCAGAGCGAAAUAUUUAUAAAAUACUUGGGAUGACAAAAGGGGAGCUCUAUAAGGAAACAGCCUCUGAAAGCCCACAUGUAAAAUCCAACAUACUUGUUGGCAGUAUAAAGAGCAUGUGGCGUGCCAUGACCAGUCCUGCCUUUGAUUUUCAAGGAGAUCCUCUCCAGCAAGGGGGAGCACUCAUCAUCGGCCCAGGCCCUAAUGUUCAUGUUGCACAUUUUGACAUGAAUCGAUUUAACCAAAUGCCCAUCAACAGAUUGCUUCAGCUGGCUGGAAUGCAAGUGGUUGACUUCAACAUGCCAAAACAUGCCAAGAUUAUUGACAUAUGAGAAAAUUGCUAUUUCACUUUUGCACUCAGUUUAUAAACAGCACCUGACACAUAACAGCAUACAGUAGCUUUUCAGAGUUAAUGGUCUUGAUUAUAAUCUGACCUCAUACCAUAUUAAAAACUUGGUGCAUGGACACAGUCAAACUAUCAGUUUUCAGUUAACUUUGUAGAUUAAGGCUUUUGAUUAACUUUUAAUCACUAAUUCACUCAAGUUAAGUCACUCCUUUAUCCUUGUCAUUGUCAUGAUAAAUCUCAAGAUUGUUUUGGGAACACAACAUGAGGUAGGAAUAUCCCCUGAAUUGGACACCAUUUGAUAACAGAUUUAUAUCUUUUAAAAAAAAUCCUAAGAAAUGAAUCUGUGAUUGACUGUUGAAUCAAUGUUAAAUGUAAAUGUUAAAAUUGAUGAUGAUGCUGCCCACCGUUACAGUAUAUAAGGCCAGAAAUGCCUGUGACUGUGUUUUUGACAGUAUGAUAUGAAAGCUAAUAAUUGCAAGCACUACCUGACAUUUUAAAGAAGGCUGCUCUUAAAAAAUCUCUUCAAGCAGAUGAUAAUGUAACCAACCUACUGGAGUCCUACUUAAACAAUUUCCGGUCUAAAUAUAGAGAAUAUUUCAUGACACAAAGCACAUAUAGAUCUCAUGUAGUGGUAUAAAAAUAGGUAUUAUGGGUUGUACAGUUGUGUGAAUAAAGAAGCAAGCACACAAUUUUUA